UAAUGCCAAGGAGAGCCUAUAUAAGGCGAGCGUUUUCCAACCUUCUUCAUUUGUGUUAAUCCGUAUCCGAAAUACAUAUUUUUUGAAACAGAGGUGGACAUUUAUGAUUAUGAAGAUAUUAACUCUUUGUUACGCUUGCGCGUUAUUUGUUUUUGCAACUGCAGAGCAGCAGCAGCAGCAGCCUCAAUGCAACCCCCCUUGCUCAACAGGUGAUAAAUGUGUGCUUCAAAGAGUGCAGUGUGUCAGGUUUCCCUGCGAUCCAGUUCCCGUGUGUGUCAAGGAUCCUUGUAACGGUUGCAAAGGUCUUUGCACCUCGGAAGACACUUGUGGAACGCCAUGUGACGUGAGAAGUUUUUGCCUCCCACCGCCGCCACCAACAGGAUGUGCGGCAAUGCUGUGUGCCGUGGGCCACAGGUGUGUGGAGGGUCCAGAUGGACAAGGGAAGUGUGUGCCUUCCUGCGCGCUGAUUGACUGUCAACCUGGAUAUGACUGUACUGAAGGUCCCCUUGGCGGGAAAUGUGUUCCGGUAACGUGUAAGGUGACCGGUUGUCCGAAAGGAGAAAAGUGCGUAUCGUCGAAUAUCUCCGGGUACAGAUGUGUGUCCACGUGUGUUAUCCGAAAUUGCGCUGAGAACCAGGUAUGCCGCGACACGCCGAUUGGAGCAGUGUGCGACGAUGCCGAAUCCUGUGAUCAAGUCACGUGCAACCCAGGACGACGCUGUGUUGGCGGUCCAUUUGGCAGGGUCAGGUGUGUCGACACAUGCGCGACCAAGCGCUGUAUGCCCGGUUUUAAGUGUGUAGAGUCCCCAUUCGGAGCGCACUGUGUUGCUUUAACGUGCAGAGACCUGACAUGUAGGCCAUAUGAGAGAUGUGUGCAGCUUUCAACUGGAGCAAAAUGUGUUGGAACUUGCGCUGUAAGUAUUCAAGGGUAUAUAAAACACCACACAGCAUAUAAAACAACUUUGAGCCACUUGUCUCUUUAACGUAUUGGUUUGUCAGUAAUAGUAUAGAAGCUGAGAAAUUGUCGAUUUGGCUUUCUAGUCUAAACCUUACAUAGAUAAUUGAAGUAUGUAAAUGAUGGGUUGUUCUUGUCUCGCGU
Molecule: messenger RNA, 1098 nt
Organism: Lingula anatina
Lineage: Eukaryota; Metazoa; Brachiopoda; Lingulata; Lingulida; Lingulidae
Molecular function (GO): serine-type endopeptidase inhibitor activity
Source: RefSeq, a predicted model, not a curated record